AUGCGUAACAUCCCUGGACCACGCAGGACACAAUUCUCCAGCUGCGAUGCGUGCCGAAAUUCGCGUCUAGCCUGUGAUGCUGCAAGGGUAGGAUUUGAUCCAUCUCAGCCUGAUUGGGAUGGGUCUUGUUCAAGGUGCACUCGUCGGCGAAGACCAUGUACCUUUGAGUGGAUCAAGGAUGUAAAGAAGCCAGCCAGACAGCCUCGACGUAACAAGCGCGAGGCUUCGCCACCACGAGCAGCCUCAUCAUCCCCGGAAUCUGUUCGUGCCAGUGUCGAUGCUACCACAACAUCGGCUCGGACCAUCUUCCAGCCCUCCGCAGGGUACACACCAACUCAUUCGUCCGACUCAGGUGUCGCGGUCCCAAUCAUCAGCCCUCCAAGCAAUCCGCAAUUGCAUCCGGACAAUGUGAGCAGCUCGCUCGGAUCAUGGUUUCACCAAAUUUUCGAGUCCUGCUGGGAGCAGAUAUUUGGUUUCUGGCUGGGCCGUGACUGCUGUCCCUUCAUUUGGGAUCCCAGCUACGAUCUUAUCUUCCGCCCUUCCAAACUAUUUGCCGAACUCGACGCUGCGAUUGACCACGAUUGGGAAGCGCGCAACCUGGAAGAUGCUGCAGCUACACCACUCAGCCAGCGACUGGAGCGGAACUUCCAGAUUGAAGAUUCUCUGAAACUAGCCAUUCGAUCAUUUGCCUCGCCAUGGCUGCACCUCAUACCACAGCAGGAAUGGGUAGGUCUCAACCAGGAGGAUUUGGUCCGCGAAUCGUGGCGCGCAUCCCGGCGAGAUAUGCUCAAGGUCAUCAACCGUGUCUCUUAUCGCUCCGUCUUGACGCUUUUCCUUUUUGGCCUGACGCCGAUCCCUGUUGGGGUAUCCAGAGACGAAGAAGUCGACGGGAUCACGGGCCAGAUUUGCGUCCAAGUUGCAUUCCAACAAAUACAAAGUCUGCGUGAGCGUCAACGCAACUGUCAAUUCAGUGGUUCGAACGUGUCAUUUGGCAUGGCUCCUCUAGCCAAUUCCAAACCAAAGAGUUUCCCACUAAGCGAGGCAUUCUUGAACAGCGAGAGCCGAGCUUACUGGGGCGCGUUGACGUUCGACACAUCGGCUAGUCUUACUCUUAACUUUCGCUCGUCACUCUCGUCUGGCUUGCACGGGGUUGCGUCCGAGUCAGCAUGGCGAGUAUUACGCACCGGUGCCCAUUCCUUCCAAACGCGGACCAAAGAAUGGCGCACUUCAGCAUUCGAAGUCUCUGACGACACUGCCUCGCAGAUCAUUGCAGCUGCGGCAGCUUGUAAAGUGUUCGUAUGGAAGAUGAUUGCAAUCCUCAAAGAGGCACUCCGCGAAGGUGAUGAGGAAGAUAAAGUCCAGCAAGCUUGGGAUGCCUUCACGGAAGCUGCCGACAUAUACCAGGACACCUUUCGACCCUUGUUGAGCGCAUGUGAACGAAGACUUCAUUUCCUCAGCCAGGUGGAGCGUCUUAAUUGGUACGAGGUCAUGUUACAUUAUCACUUGGGCAUCUUGAUGCUAGUGGAUAACGUUGAGGCAGCUGAGCGAGAUGAUCUACUUCUUUUGUUGAAAGAAAAAAGACUCUUUGCCGAGCAAGAGAUUGUCAAUGCAUUGAAGUUUGGUCUGGAGAAUACUUUAACAAUAGGAGCUCCAGCGGACGAUUCCGAAUCCACAGAAGGUCCAUGUACAUUCACGGCCUCUUUUGUCCAACUCGACCCAUACCCGCAUCAUGUUGUUGCUGCAGUACAGCUCAUGAACAAAGUCAUCAGCCGAGAGCGCAGGCACGGAAAGAUGAAGCUUGAGGCGUACAAUUAUCUGAAAAGCACCUUGUUGAAGGCUCUAGACCAAUUACCACAAACUUCAAGGUCGGUGCAAGAGGCCCGACAAUAUAUCAACGUAGCUGUGCAGGAGCCGGAACAUCCGGGUGACAGCUCUGGCCUAACAAAAGCCGCUCUUUGGCCGUAG
Messenger RNA from Exophiala oligosperma, 1965 nucleotides. RefSeq lists its product as uncharacterized. The record is from RefSeq and is a predicted model, not a curated record. NCBI's taxonomy places the organism in Eukaryota, Fungi, Ascomycota, Eurotiomycetes, Chaetothyriales, Herpotrichiellaceae. The coding region runs from base 1 to 1965 and encodes 654 amino acids. Gene Ontology annotation, molecular function: DNA-binding transcription factor activity, RNA polymerase II-specific; zinc ion binding. Gene Ontology annotation, biological process: regulation of DNA-templated transcription. The transcript has 5 exons.